CAAGAUGGCAGCUGUACUAAUCACAGGCUCAUUAGUUGUAGGAAUAUUUUUUCUAAUUGCAUUCCUAUUCAGAUGGCGGAAGAUAGACAUACCUGGACCAAAAGGCAUUCCUUUAAUAGGAAAUGCGCUACAACUCUCCAAAGACCUACCAUAUAUUCAGAUUCAAGAAUGGGCGAAGGAAUUCGGAAAUGUUUUUAAACUCCAACUUUUCAGAGAAGAAGUUGUUGUUUGUAGCGAUUAUGAAACGAUCAUGAUGACUAGGUCAGAUGAUUUUGCAGGUCGACCAAAAUCUUGGCGUUUCACUCUUUCAAUUCCUGGUGGCGAUAAAGCUAUACUCUUUCAAGACUUCAACCAAUCGCUUAAGCUUAUGCGAAAACUUACUGUACGAGGACUCAAACAGUAUGGAGAAGCAUCUGAUCGUAUAGUUGAUAUAUCUCUGGAAUCGAUUGAAGAAUGCAUUACAGAGUUUUUGUCACACAAUGGCGAAGCGUUUAAUCCAAUCAUACCCUUAGACCGAUGUAUCACGAAAUUCAUUAUGAAUCUGAUGCUUGGAGAAAAUGUGGACUUCAUAGAGGAUGAUUUCGUCGCUGUAGAGAAGAUGCAACGUGGAAUGGAACACAUGGCACAAGGGAGUGGCCAGGAGUUGGACAUCUUCCCAUGGCUGCGUCACUUUGGCACAAAGUCUUACAGAGUUUUAAUGGAAAUGAACAAAGCUGGCUGUGACAGCUGUAAGACAUGGAUUGACAGAUAUAGAUCCAAGUCCGAAGAAUCAAACUCGAAUGAUACCAAAUCCAUAACAACUGUAUUAGGCGUACUACUGACAGCUUACGAUGAUGGACUCAUAGAUAUGGACAAUGUCAACGGUGCACUCUUUGAAACCGCUGUAGCAGGUACUUUGACUACCAAAGCACACCUUGACUGUUUCAUUCUGCUUAUGCUUAAUUACCCGGAUGUCCAAGAGAGACUUAUUGCGGAGAUACAAGCUGCGAUUCCUGCAGACAAAUCUCCAACUCUCGCUGACCGUGAAAAACUGCCCUUCACAGAGGCAGUAAUAUUGGAGAACUUUCGAUUCAUGUCCCCAGCUCCAUUGGGCGUUGCCCAUAAGACCACAUGUAAUACCACUCUCAGGCGAUAUAAAAUACCCAAAGACACACAGAUUUGGACAAACGUAUGGGCAGCCCAUCAUGACCCUCGCUACUUCACUGACCCGCUUACUUUCAAGCCAGAGAGAUUUUUGAACAGUGAUGGCAAAGCUUACAAGCUAGCAGAUGUCAAAUCACGGCGGAAUGUAGACAUACCUGGACCAAAAGGCAUUCCCUUAUUAGGAAAUGCGCUACAACUCUCCAAAGAUAUACCAUAUAUUCAGAUUCAAAAUUGGGCGAAAGAAUUCGGAAGUGUCUUCAAACUCCAACUUUUCAGAGAAGAAGUUGUCGUUUGUAGCGAUUAUGAAACGAUCAUGAUGACAAAGUCAGAUGAUUUUGCAGGACGACCAAAAUCUUGGCGUUUCACCUUUGUAAUUCCUGGCGGCGAUAAAGCUGUCGCCUUUCAAGAUUUCAACGAAUCGCAGAAGCUAAUGCGAAAACUUGCUGUUCAAGGACUCAAACAGUAUGGAGAAGCAUCUAAUCGUAUUGUUGAUUUAUCUAUGGACUCGAUAAAAGAAUGCAUCGCAGAGUUUUUGUCACACAAUGGUGAAGCGUUCAAUCCAAUUACUCCCCUAGAUCGGUGUAUCACGAAAUACGCUUUGAAUUUGAUACUUGUGGACUUCAUAGAGGAUGAUUUCGUCGCUGUAGAGAAGAUGCAGCGUGGAAUGGAACACAUGGCACAAGGGAGUGGUCAGGAGUUGGACAUCUUCCCAUGGCUGCGUCACUUUGGCACGAGGUCUUACAGAGGUUUGAUGGAAAUGAACAAAGUUGGUAGUGACAUCUUUAAGUCAUGGAUUGAUAGAUUUAGAUCCAAGUCCGAAUCAAACUCGAAGGAUACCAAACGCAUAACAACUGUACUAGGCACACUACUGACAGCUUAUGAUGGUGGACUCAUAGAUAUGGACAAUGUCAAUGGUGCAUUAUUUGAAACCAACCUAGCAGGUACUGUGACAACCAAAUCACACCUUGACUGUUUCAUCCUGCUUAUGCUUAACUACCCGGAUGUCCAAGAGAGACUUAUUGCGGAGAUACAAGCUGUAAUCCCUGCAGACAAAUCUCCAACUCUCGCUGACCGUGAAAAACUGCCAUUCACAGAGGCAGUAAUAUUGGAGAACUUUCGAUUUAUGUCCCCGGCUCCAUUGUGCAUUGCCCAUAAGACCACAUGUGAUACAAGUCUCGGGCAAUAA
Molecule: messenger RNA, 2329 nt
Organism: Owenia fusiformis
Lineage: Eukaryota; Metazoa; Annelida; Polychaeta; Sabellida; Oweniidae
Source: the annotation of a GenBank genome assembly